CAAUACAAUAAAUAACCAACACUCGACGAGGAAUUCACAACGAUGAGUGUCAUUGAAGCACUGUACAUAUUCGACGAGCACAACAAUAUCCUGUUCAACCACGUCUACACGAAUCGUCCUCCUCCGCCGUCGACACUACUUCCGCUGUACCUCCAACAUGCCUCUCCUCGACCAAGUGUGAUCUAUCUUUCAUCGACGAGGCCUCCGACAAUCCUCUUCUCCAUCACCCAUGAUAAUCUCCUCUUCCUCUCCCCGUCCGCGAAUGACAUCGAACCACUCCUCGUCUUGGAAUUCCUGCACCGCGUCGCUGAUGCCCUCGAGGAAUUCCUCGGCGCGCCGCUCCUCGCCACCAAGCUUGCUGCCAAUUAUGAUCUCGCCGCCCAGGUCGUCGCCGAAAUGGCCGACGCCGGCGUCGUCUGCCAGGGCGAAGCGAAUGCCCUCCGGGACGUAGUCGAGACAGGACCCGGCGUGCUGAAGAACCUCCUGGGUAACGUCGGUCUGCCAGGCUCUAGUCCAGCGUUUGCUCCCCAAGCGGGUCCUCUCACCGGUCUGUCGUCGUCGCAGCCGGCAUUGAGCAGUCAAGGCUCGGCGAUUCCCUGGCGGCGCAGUAAUGUUCGACACACGAACAACGAGCUCAAAGUGGACAUUGUCGAGUCGGUCAAUGUGAUCCUGGCGCCGUCCGGGCGACCUCUCUGUGCUUUCGCCCAUGGCAGCAUCGCCUUCACUUCGCAGGUCAGCGGUGUACCGGAUCUCCUCCUCACGCUUUCAUCCGGCUCCAAAGGCGCAGGAAUGGGCACGCGGGGCGAUCGGUUGCGCAACGUCAUGGAACGCGUCGUCUUCCAUCCAUGCGUCCGACUAUCGAAAUGGAGCACGGAGGGCGUCAUGUCCUUUGUCCCACCCGACGGCCGUUUCGUCCUCUGCGGCUACGAGGUCGACCUCCUCGGUCCCGACGCCAAUUUCACCACCGCGGCCUCCGCCCAGAAAACAAUGGCAUCCCUCAACAUGCCUGCGACCAUCGAGCUGAACUCCAACCUCGGCCCCACAGGCGCCGACUUCGAAGCCCGCAUCACGCCCACGUCAAACAGCAACCCCUCCUCCUCCAGCAGCAGCAACAGCGCCACCGCCUCCCUCCAAUCCAACCUCGCUCCCCGCCCGAACCCUUUCCGCGCCGGAAGUUCCAGCGGCAUCAUCGGCGGCGACGCCAAACCCUCCGCCGCCGUGCUCGAGUCUCUCACCGUGCACAUCCCCAUCCCGGCUCUGGUCCGCAACAUUUCCGACCUCCGCCCCACCCGCGGCGAAGCCCACUGGAACCCGGCCGAGAGCAGCGUGGAAUGGCGGCUCCCGGCGAAGGAAUUCGGCGGCGCGGGCGCGGUGCUCCGGUGCACGCUGCAGGGCCCGCUCGCGGACGACGACGACGACGACGAUGACGACGGAGGAAAGAAUGGAGGCGGCAUCCUCAACGGGAUGAGCUCCACGACCUACGACUACGACGAGGAGCCAUCCCGCGCCCCUCCCGCCGCGACCAACAACAACAACAACAGGCAGCGAAAGAGCACGACGGCAGCGCCCUCCCUCGAACGCCUCGACGCGGCCCGCCGCGAGCGCCACCGCGACCUCAUGCCGACGUCCGCGACGCUGAGCUUCGCCGUCAAGGGCCGGUUGGCGAGCGGGCUGAAGGUGGAGAGUCUGCUGCUCGAUGCGAAGAAGAGCCGAGAGCUGGGCGCGCAGGUCAAGCCUUACAAGGGCGUGAAGUAUCUCACCGUGAGCCGGAAAGGGGUGGAGGUGAGAUGUUGAGGGGGGGGGAUUUCAAUUUCGGAAAAAAGAAUUGGGCGUCGGGGAAAUUCUCCUGGAGGGAAAGGGGGUCUGGGGCGUGUCUUGUGGUGGGUUGGGAAGAAAUCUUAUGAUGUUGGGACUGUGGAUUCACGAAAAGGCUUUUUCCCAUUUCCCCCUCUCUGUUCUGCAAAGGGCUUUUCUUUCCUUUCUUUCCCGUGGCAGGAAGAGGGACAAUGGGGAGAGGUGACGUGCAAAAAGACAGUAUGCAUGGUUGGAUUUCUUCUCUUGAUACAUAUUUACACGCACGCACACACCCACAGCUCAUCCUUCACAUGGGCGUCAACCCCUCGGCCUUGGAGAUCCUUCGCAGUGAACAGGUCCUAGAAUGCCACACCCAUCUGUCUCUGUGAUCCUCCCGACCUCCAUCUGUCUCCGCCUCCGCGGAAAAAAUAAACAUAUGAAAAAGGAAUUUCCGCCCAUCCCGUCG
Molecule: messenger RNA, 2260 nt
Organism: Dissoconium aciculare CBS 342.82
Lineage: Eukaryota; Fungi; Ascomycota; Dothideomycetes; Mycosphaerellales; Dissoconiaceae
Product: clathrin adaptor, mu subunit
Exons: 2
Coding region: 43-1794 (583 amino acids)
Biological process (GO): intracellular protein transport; endocytosis
Cellular component (GO): clathrin adaptor complex; cytoplasmic vesicle
Source: RefSeq, a predicted model, not a curated record